Molecule: messenger RNA, 585 nt
Organism: Suillus discolor
Lineage: Eukaryota; Fungi; Basidiomycota; Agaricomycetes; Boletales; Suillaceae
Exons: 1
Coding region: 240-473 (77 amino acids)
Source: RefSeq, a predicted model, not a curated record
AUAAUUCGCAAUAGUAUUACAUCUGCUGGUUAGGAUGUCUAAAAUAGUGAAAUGUUAAUUUCGUUCCUUGUCAAUCUGCCGUUACGAUUCUAGUCGCCUGGAGCGAGGAGGACAUGUCAGCAUAGACUGGGAGCUGCAGAUGACAUGGUGUUGGCAAGACCUGCGGCAUCGACCCAUUGCCCAGAGAUUUCCUGCUCUGAAAAGUUCCCGUGUACUUCUUCUCUCUGACCGUAACGCCGAUGUUCCCCAAUUAUAUACGGUUUACCUUUGAAUCCAGUUCCCUGAUGAUCGUGCUGCUCGUCACCACGACUGCCUCCCUGCCCGCCCUCCACUCAAAAUGCACAUUAUCGGUACACUUUGUUUGCCCAUAUUACUGCAUCCACUCUUUUCACGCACCACCUUCUUUUCCUACCUACGCGCCCGCUCCGUUCCCUGUCAGCAUGUGCACAGUGCACACCUGUGAUUUGUGGUAGACCAUCAGGUGCAGCAGUACUACGGAGACCGUGUGAGGCUGGAGUUGGAGUAUGUCACCCUUGGGGGCAUUUGAGCAGUGUAAGAUAGUUCAAUUAGUUCUGGAGAGUGUCA